CGGAAGUGACGUCGCCCGUUGCUGCGGCGAUCGCGCUUCCCGCCCGCGUGCUGCCCCGGCGGUGCGCGGCCAUGCUGGCGGGGCGGGCGCCGCCGGGAUGCUGCCGCCGCAUCCGCCUCCUCCUCCCGCCGCUGCCGUGCUGGGCGAGGCGGGCGGCGGGGCAGUGGGCGAGCCCGGGGCUGCGGGUUCCGGAGGCAGCGGAGGUAGAGCGGCUGGUGCAGGAUGGGCUGCGGCGGCGCUCGCCGCUCCGCCGUUUCAUCGCCUGCCCGCGACUGGCGCGCACCGUUCAGGGCUGCCUGCGGGGCGGGGCCGGGCCCCAGCCCGUCCUGCUCGAGUGCGCGCCCGGUCCUGGAAUCUUGACCCGAAUUCUGCUUAAUGCAGGCAUUAGAGUGGUAGCUGUGGAAAGUAACUUAGCUUUUCUUCCAAAUUUACAGUCCCUAGAGAAUAGCCUGGAUGGACAACUAAGGGUAAUUUAUGGUGACUUCUUUAGACUGGAUCCUUUGGUGACUGGAAAGGUGAAACCACCUGCUCUGUGUUCUGACGAGCUUUUUGAAACCAUGGGUGUAGCAGCAGUUCCUUGGAGGGCAGAUGUACCUGUGAAAGUUUUUGGGAUCUUGCCACAGAGAAAGGAAAGGAACACACUUUGGAGGCUUCUUUUUUCCCUGUAUGAAUGCAGUUCCAUAUACAAAUAUGGAAGAGUAGAACUCAACGUUUUUAUAAGUGAAAAAGAGUACAAGGUAUUAACAGCAAAGCCUGGAGAAGUGAAGGCUUACCAAGCACUUAGUGUACUUUGGCAAAUAGGAUGUGAAAUUCAGCUGCUACACAUGGAACCUUGGUCAUCAUUUAUAACUAAUUUGAAAAAUGGGGCACUGGCAAUACCAAAAAGCACGUGCCUGCCAAAUGACCAUUUAUGUUUGGUACGACUAACUCCUCGGCAAAAUCUUUUCACAGGAGGCUUGAAGACCACAAAUUCAUCUACCUUUGUUUUCAUGGUGAAACAGUGUUUUGCUAAACCCAGAUCCAGACUUACUGAUAGAUUAAAUUCAUGGAGCUUGGACAGUGGUGGCAAAUUACUGAGAGAGCUAGAAAUUCCAAAAAGUGCUGAAAUGCGUGACUUAUACCCAGAAGACUACAGACGUCUUUUUGAGGCUUUGCAAAACUCUAGUAUGUUUACUGACACUUGGUUCCAUGAUGAAGUCUUGGAAAGUAUAAGGAAAAUAAACUUAUAAAUCUAAAGCUGCUGUCUUUUGGAAGAUCACCUUUGCUUCUGGAAGAUUACUUUGAUAAGAAAUGA
Cuculus canorus (common cuckoo) is the source of this 1294-nucleotide messenger RNA. RefSeq names its product transcription factor B2, mitochondrial (gene TFB2M). The record is from RefSeq and is a predicted model, not a curated record. Bases 72 to 1229 code for a protein of 385 amino acids. Gene Ontology annotation, biological process: transcription initiation at mitochondrial promoter; rRNA methylation. The transcript is spliced from 8 exons. Gene Ontology annotation, cellular component: mitochondrial matrix. Lineage: Eukaryota; Metazoa; Chordata; Aves; Cuculiformes; Cuculidae. Gene Ontology annotation, molecular function: rRNA (adenine-N6,N6-)-dimethyltransferase activity; mitochondrial transcription factor activity.